GCCCGGAGUGUCCCUGUUCUCCGGCGUUUCUACAGACUAACUUAGCUUGCGGAACCAAAUUCUAGUUAGCCUCCUCUUGAAAUUUUUUUCCCUCCCUGACUUCCCUUUGAUAUUUGUUACGUUCUCUCAUAGCGCGUAUAUUGAUUCACUGCGACGGAACAGUGAAUAAAAUGGUCAGUGAAAGACAGCUCUUCCCGGCUUAGUAUAUCUUUUUUUUUUUGCCUUGCUUUUGCUUGUUUGCUCGUUUGUCCCUGGCCUGCUCCCUUUAUCGCACAGUACACUUUCUCCUCGUCUUCAGCAUAGCCGGUUGAUUUAGAGAGAUAUCGUGUAUUAUUCCACCAUUAUGCUAAGAACAAACUCUACUAAAAAGGCCUUUACGUGCUUUUACUGGGUAAAUGGAGGCUGCAAACACAGCGCCGACCAAUGCAAGUUUGUCCAUGAAUAUACCGAUCGGGUUGCUAAGCCGCCAAAGCCCCCUCGAUAUGGUGAGAAAAGAGAGGAACCCCCUAUAGCUCUACCAUCCGGCGGCCUGUUUACGCAGUUUUUCUCACUGUCUUUUAGCAUCAGCGUGGCGAGAGGACAGGCCUGAGACGAAGAAUCUUAUAGAUCUGCUGUCUGCUGGAAGCGAGACCAGCGAUUCAAAGGUAUUGUUGACAGCGCAUCAAGUGAUGUUUACCCCCUUUCCAUGUAAACAGAUGAUUGAAAUGAAACCAUUCUUACACCAUGGGCGGGAACCAUUCUUUUCGGAAUAUCUAGGAGCUUGACUCGGUUGAUACCUCUAAUCAGACUGCUGAGGCUACCCGGCCUUCGCAGAUUGUGUGUCGGGCGAUUGAGUCCGGACACGACUAUGACCUUAUCAAAGAGCUUCUCACAAACUACUCCCAGUCGGGGGGCGGUGAUACCAUCUCGCCAGAAGAGAAAUUGGACAUACUGCUGUCAGUCAUAGCAUGUAGCCGGACGGACCUUGUUGACCUGGUUAUUGAGAAUGGAGCAGAUCCCAAUGGGACGGUACACAAUUCUGAAAUCCCCUUGCUUGCAUCAGCCAUAUUGAACAGAAACUCAACUUCAGUCUCGAUUGUCAAGUUGCUUUUGGCCGCGGGCGCUGAUCCAAAUUCUAUUCCCAAGUCUCUUUGGGAACACGGAGUCUUCACAUACCAGAGCCCUGAACCAGACGAUGAUGAUGAGCUCAUGGAUUCCGGAUUGAAAGCGUUGAAAGAUACCCUUGAAGAAAGUGUCAACGUUUCAAUCAGGCACUGUCUUUUCCAGGCUACUAGGACUUUACCGCCUCUCCCGGCAAGCGUUGAGAUGUACCUACUGCCGUUUAUCAAAAGAAUAACGCGUGCAGAACACUUGUUGAUUGGGCAGAGAACAGCGAUUAAGUGGGUGAGGAUGUUUAUAAUCAUGAAGUUCAUGACACGAACAAACUCUCCCCUGGUUAUGGCGUUUGUUGGACCAGCAGGUCAUGGCAAGUCGAGUCUUGCCAAAGAACUGGGUACAUUCAUACCAAUCUCCAACCUGCAGAGGGUAGAUCCAGAUCCAGGUGAAGGUGAAGAUGAAGAGCUGUCGAAUGACACAAGCCCUACGAACGCACCUGGUGAGCUGGAAGUUAUCUUUGUUGACAAGGGUGAUAAAGCCGAGUACCAGCGGGUACUCUCCUUUUUAGAAGGAGAAGAUGCAUGGUACUACCUAAGUGAAGGAGAGAAGGUUAUAAUUGACCGAUCAAAUACCUUGUGUAUUAUUGCUGCCUCUAGUGGGGAGGACAAGGUAAUGGAAUAUUAUGACCUCAACUCGAGAGAGCUCGAAGUAGAGCUUGCAGACACGGCAAACUGGGAGUCUCGCCUACACCGCGAACUAGAGCUUUUUGUUGCGAAUGACCUAGAAAAGGAGAUAGGAACAUCUCUCGCAGGGCAUGUAUCGUGCUACAUCCCGUUCACCCCAUUCUCCAAGACGGAAGCAGCCGUUCUCGCACACUCAUAUCUCUUAAAGGCCACUGAUAGCCUGGCUGAGUUCCAUGACUCCCUGCAUCAUGCCAAACUGGGCGAAUCAGACAAUGUCACAUUCAUCCUGGACGCCCAAGUUGAAGCUUGUGACAACCUGGCUACUACUGUCUACGUUAUCAAACUUGGUGCUCGCUCCAUCGAGCAAGGGGUAUUCAAAGCCGUUCAAUCCCAGAUGGUACAGCACUACCUGAAAUCCGAUUUACUGAAGGAGAACCGUGGCCAGGGUGAAAAUGUGACCAAUGCUAGCGAUAGGUGCGUCACUAUUACUGUAGGAGAAGAUUUUGCUAUUAGGCUGGAGUGAAGAGAUGGAAAUGAGGAAAGGAAAGCAAGUAAAAUAAUUCUGGGAUGGUAAUUGAGCAUUAUGCAUGGCAUCACGGUAAUGUCUAGGACUCUCUAGUUUAAAUUUCAAUAUUUGGGUGAUGCUUUGUGGUUUCUUACGGAAGCAAUUGGGAAUUAAUCAAAAAGUUGGUUGAUGCAAGUAAGAUCGAAGUGACUAGGAAGAGAACCUGUAGGACUGGGAUGGCCGCUAGAGACAUGCAUGUCUACCACCCCUUGUACCAUGAUAUCAGAGCGUGAUUAAA
Molecule: messenger RNA, 2581 nt
Organism: Trichophyton rubrum CBS 118892
Lineage: Eukaryota; Fungi; Ascomycota; Eurotiomycetes; Onygenales; Arthrodermataceae
Exons: 3
Coding region: 1189-2301 (370 amino acids)
Source: RefSeq, a predicted model, not a curated record